UCCCGGCCGGCGCCCGCCCCCUCCGCCUUGUCAUUGAUGUUGUUGUUUUUGUCGCAGGAGCCGGAGGCGAGGCCGGGGCUGCCGCUGCCGCCGCCUGUGGUCGCCGCAGCAGCAGCAGCGGGGCUCGGGCCGGCGCCGGGCAUGUCGGUGUGCGGGGAGACGGUGGGCGCCGGCUCCCUGCCCAGCGAGCUGGUGGUCCACAUCUUCUCCUUCCUGGCGGGCCCCGACCGGCUGCGGGCCUCGGCCGCCUGCUCGCACUGGCGGGAGUGCCUGUUCUACCCGGCCCUUUGGCCGCGCCUCCGCCUCAGCCUCCGCGUCUCGCCGGCCGAGCGCCCGCGCCUCGAGUUCCUCAUGCGCAAGUGCGGCUGGUUCGUCCGUGAGCUCCGCGUACAGUUCGCCGCCGACAACUACCCCAGCGGCGGCGGAGGGGGGGCGGCGGCGGCCGUGGCGGGCGAGGGCGUCGCGGCGGCGGGCGACGGGGAGGCGCCGCCGCUGUGCCCGCGCUGGCUCGACUUGCUGAGGACCUACCUGGAGCUGGUGCUGUGCGUCCUGAGCAGCGUCCGCAACAACAGGAACCUCCAGAAGCUAAGUCUCUUUGGGGAUAUAAGCAUUCUGCAGCAACACGGAAGUAUGUCGAAUACAUACCUCGGCAAGGUUGACCCUGAUGGCAAGAAGAUUAAGCAAAUCCAGCAGCUGUUUGAAGAGAUACUAGGCAAUAGCAGGCAAUUGAAAUGGCUGUCUUGUGGGUUUAUGCUGCAAAUAGUAACUCCCACAUCAUUGUCCUCCUUGUCAAACCCCAUAGCCAACACCAUGGAACAUCUGAGCCUCUUGGACAACCACAUCCCUGGUAAUACCACUCUCAUCACUGCGGUUGAGCUGGAGCGCUUUGUAAAUCUGCGUUCUCUCGCUUUGGAUUUCUGUGAUUUUACAGCUGAGAUGGCAAGAGUCCUGGCUGACAGCAACCAUGUGCCUUUGCAUCGACUGUCUCUCCUGGUCCAUAGUGUUUCCAUAAUGCACAAGUCAUUGGACAGUAUGCCAGAAGAUGAGAACUGGAAGGCACUGACUCGCAACAGCGCUAAUCUUCGGGUCUACAUAAUGGCCUUUGAUGUCAAGAGUGAUGAUAUGUUAAGGAUUCUUAAGCCCAGUAUCCCCCUAGAGAGGAUUCACUUUGACAGCUACAUCACUUGCGUUUCAGGGGCCGUUGUUGACCUCAUAUCCAGGCAGUAUGACAAGUUCCUCACUCAUUUUAUUCUAAUGAAUGAUGUGAUAGAUAUGUCUGGCUUCCCAGAUCUUAGUGACAACCGCAAUGAAGAUCCGCUUGUCUUGUUAGCCUGGAGAUGCACCAGACUGUCUCUUCUAGCUGUUCAUGGUUACACAGUUUGGGCUCAUAACCUUAUAGCAAUUGCUCGUCUUCGUGGCUCUGACCUGAAAGUUCUGGAAGUCACAGAAGAAAGCAUCGAUUUUGACCAAGGAGAACUGGCAGAUCAGGAUGUGGAUCCAGUACACAAUCUCAUUGAGCAAGUAUCUCUCGGUUUGGGUCGACCUUGGCAUGCAGUCAUGGACAUAGAGCUGCUCAGUGUCUUCACUGAGCCAACCCGUCACUUCUACAGAGAGAUGCAGAGCUUCAGCGAAGGCAUUUAGCUCCUUAUUUACAAUUCCUGUGGUUACAUAUGCAAGUAGGGUCCUAUUAUGUUUUUUCAGUAGCGUGAAUUAACCCCUUUUGUGCUGUGUUUAAUCAGUAUUAGCUAUAUAGAAUUAUAUAUGUGUAUUCUACUUCUUGAUCAAAGAACGUAGUCGGGUAUUGGUUUAGAAGCUGAAAGUGGCAGUGUUUAGGGUUUUCACGGUUAAUGGACUUGUCUACCAAACCUUGGAGAGAUGCAGCCAGAGGCUGGCUGAGGUUGCCAGCUAACUUUAUUUUUAUUGAGUAACUGUGUUUUGAAUUAUUUUCUUAUUGUAUCGGAGUUCUAUGCUCAGGAGCUGACUCCUUAAUACCCAUAUCCAUAGCCCAGUGGAUUUCUGUGCUCUCGUUGUGUGCUUAAUCUGCUAGCAUGCUACUUAAUAGGCUUAAAGGAAGAGAAGCCUCUCCAGGGCUGUUCAUUGUUAAGACUCUCCCCUCGCUUUAUUUCAUGUGCAGGUUCUGAAGCAUGACUUAGGACCACUCUCAGCUGUUAAGCAGUGAUGUGAAACACUAGCUUUUCAGGUAUCUGCACUUCCAGGUUCACUCCAUAAGCCGUAGCCUUUUGGAUUCUUUGCAAACUCUUCCUCGUUUAUGCUCAUGUUCUGUCAUCUUCCUUAAAAGUUAGCUUUGGGCCAAAGUUUAGAAGCGAGAACGUGCACUCCGACGAGGUAAAAACGUAACAGGGAAGGCUUGAACACAAAGGUAUACACCUGCAAACCAACAUUAGUCGUGAAAUCCCUAGCAACCAAGUCACUGGAUUUUCUCUGUCAGCGCCUGUGUCAGCUGCCAAAGAAUAGAUUAAAAACGAAGAAGUGCCCACAUGCUGGCAGGGGCAGGCCGACUUUUGGCCAGCCAGUUACUGCUAGAUUGUAAUAUAUAAGGUCGAAUUUCGACCUGUGGUACACAGCUGUGCUGUGGCUCAGUCAGCAACCUCAGAACUCUUAACAAACAUGCACCUGUUUCACUGUGAAUAGUGAAUGUAAAGGAAGGAAAGGAAACAAAUACAAAGCUUGUUCUAUCACAGGUAUGAGCUGCUACGAUGCAUGAAGAACAUUCCAUGAAGUAUGUUUUAAAAUCUUGUUAUAUCUGAGAGGCUUUAAAAGCCGAAUUUAACUGUUUCAGGGCAACCGCGGUACAGACGUGGUCUCUGUGAGACUUCCACCUGACCCCAGUUUUAAGUGGUACGAAUGUUGUGCAUUUAAUGUUUAAAGGACAGUCUGCAAUAAUAAAGUUAAGUGGCCAACGUGGGUGCCCAGCAGUGCUGAGACCUGGCUGCUAUAUUGUAAGCUUUUGAUAAAAAAAAAAAA
Molecule: messenger RNA, 2985 nt
Organism: Dryobates pubescens (Downy woodpecker)
Lineage: Eukaryota; Metazoa; Chordata; Aves; Piciformes; Picidae
Gene: FBXO33
Product: F-box protein 33
Exons: 4
Coding region: 37-1641 (534 amino acids)
Biological process (GO): SCF-dependent proteasomal ubiquitin-dependent protein catabolic process; positive regulation of protein ubiquitination
Cellular component (GO): SCF ubiquitin ligase complex
Molecular function (GO): protein binding
Source: RefSeq, a predicted model, not a curated record